AUGGCAGACUUACACCCAAAUUCGCAGACCCCUAGUCGGCUGCAUGCAGCUGUAGCGUCGACGGCCACGACCCUAAACGGCGAGGAUUUUGACAGCAAAACUCCAGUGCCUAGCAUUGGAGACGAGGACGAGGCUAUCGACCUUGGCCUCAAUGACGAAAAGCGAGAUGAAAAGCAAGAGGGAAAACAGGAGGAAAUUGCUUCAGUCCAGAAUGAUGAACUUUCAGAAGAUGAAUAUCCUUCGGGUAUCAAGAUGUUCUUCAUCGUGCUCGCCCUGGUGCUGAGUGUCUUCCUUCUGAGUCUCGACAUGACAAUCGUUGCUACGGCCAUUCCCAAAAUCACCGAUGAAUUCCAAGGUCUCGACAAGGCCGGCUGGUAUGGCGCUGCUUUCUUCAUGACCGUCGGGGCAUUUCAAUCUACAUGGGGAAAGGUAUACAAGUACUUUCCGCUCAAGAUCAGCUUUCUCAUCGCCAUCUUCAUCUUCGAACUCGGCUCUGUCAUCUGCGGCGCCGCCCCCAACGCCGAAGCCCUCAUCACCGGCCGAGCCAUCGCUGGUCUCGGAGCCGCUGGCCUCGGUGCCGGCGCCUACACCAUCAUUGCCUUCUCCGCGCCGCCUAAGAAGCGUCCUGCGUUUACGGGCAUCAUUGGUGCUUCGUAUGGUUUCGCCAGUGUCAUCGGACCGCUGCUAGGAGGCGCUUUCACCGAUCAUGUCAGCUGGAGAUGGUGCUUCUACAUCAACUUGCCCAUUGGUGGUGUCUCUGCCGCCAUCAUCUUCAUCUUCUUCCAGACUCCUCGAAAUGCAGUUCCCGUCAAGGCGCCUCUGAUGGAAAAGAUCCGACAGAUGGACCCUCUCGGUGUGAUUCUGAUGAUGGGAGCCACCAUCACCUUCAUCCUGGCUGUCCAGUACGGCGGUAUUGCACACCCUUGGAACUCUUCCGUCGUCAUUGGCCUCCUCGUUGGAUUCGUCCUCAUCAUGGGCACUUGGGCGUUUGUCCAGUGGUACCAGGGCGACUACUCCAUGGUGCCGCCUAAGCUGUUUGGCAAGCGCACCAACUUUGUCAUGUCUCUGGUCGCCUUCAUCCAGGCUGGUGGCUUCUUCGCCGCUAUUUACUACAUUCCUAUCUACUUCCAGUCUGUCCACGGCACCAACCCAACCAUGAGCGGUGUCCGCAACCUGCCCUUCAUCAUUGCCGUCUCCUUCUCUACCGUCGCAAGCGGUGUCCUGGUCACUGCCACUGGCUGGUACCAGCCUCUCCUCCUUGGAGGCACAUCCGUUGCCACCAUCGGAGCCGGCCUCUUGUACACGAUGGGCGUCAACACCUCGACUGGCAAGUGGAUUGGCUACCAAAUCAUCGCAGGAGCUGGCUGGGGCUGCGCCUUUCAGAUUCCCAUGAUUGCGGUUCAGGCAUUGGCCGAGCCCGCGGACCUCGCCAACUCCACUGGAAUGCUUCUCUUCUUCCAGGGCCUUGGCGGAGCUUUCCUCGUAUCUGGAGCUCAGUCUGCCUUUGUCAACACCAUGAUUAGAAACGUUCUCAAGAACGCUCCUCAGGUCAGCGAGGCGAUGCUCGUCUUGACCGGUGCAACUGAGAUCCGCAACAGAUUUCCCUUGGACCAGCAGCCAUUUGUCAUUGAUGGCUACAUGUCUGGCAUCAAGGUUGUAUUUGCCAUGUGUGUCGCUUGCACAGGAAUCGCAACCCUUGUCGGCCUCGGAAUGAGGUGGCAGAGACUCAACCAGGACGCCCUCAAGAACGCGGGAGGAGCGGCAUAG
Molecule: messenger RNA, 1767 nt
Organism: Trichoderma virens Gv29-8
Lineage: Eukaryota; Fungi; Ascomycota; Sordariomycetes; Hypocreales; Hypocreaceae
Exons: 3
Coding region: 1-1767 (588 amino acids)
Biological process (GO): transmembrane transport
Molecular function (GO): transmembrane transporter activity
Source: RefSeq, a predicted model, not a curated record